This is a messenger RNA of Dromaius novaehollandiae (emu), 2714 nucleotides long. It is a transcript of the gene TEPSIN, whose product is annotated as TEPSIN adaptor related protein complex 4 accessory protein. Bases 73 to 1815 code for a protein of 580 amino acids. Gene Ontology annotation, cellular component: trans-Golgi network membrane. The record is from RefSeq and is a predicted model, not a curated record. The transcript has 13 exons. Lineage: Eukaryota; Metazoa; Chordata; Aves; Casuariiformes; Dromaiidae.
GCGUGGCGCCUUCCGGGAGGCGGAGCCUCGAGGCCGUGUUCAAGUCGGGCAGGGACAGGCACCGGGAGCGUCAUGGCGGCGCCGCUGCGGGACCGGCUGAGUUUCCUGAGCCGGCUGCCCACGCUGCUCAAGGGCACUGCGGACGACGAGGCGCCCUGCCCCGGGUACCUGUUCGAGGAGAUCGCCAAGAUCUCGCACGAGUCCCCCGGCAGCAGCCAGUGCCUCCUGGAGUACCUGCUCAACCGGCUGCAGAGCAGCUCCUGCCACGUCAAGCUGAAGGUGCUGAAGAUCCUGCUGCACACGUGCACUCAUGGCUCCCCCCAGUUCAUCCUGCAGCUGAAGAGGAAUGCCGCCUUCAUCCGGGAGGCAGCAGUGUUCACUGGGCCCCCGGACCCCCUCCACGGCAACAGCUUGAACCAGAAGGUCCGGCUGGCUGCGCAGGACUUGGCCAGCGUUCUCUUCUCGGAUGCGCUGCUCCCCCAGCCCGCUGCGCUGCCUGCCUGCCCCCUGCCUCCUGCGGGGAUGGGCUCCAAAUCGAGCCCCUGCGGCUCCUUGCAAGGAUUCGGCUUCAGCAGUGAGAAAAGCAGCUCCGCCUCCACAGGUGAAGCCCUGCUCAGCACCAUCCAGCGAGCAGCCGAAGCAGUGGCCAACGCUGUGCUUCCCUCCCAGGAGGGGCCCCGGCUUCGCCGCAGGGAGCUCCAUGAAGACACCUACCAGCCCGUGUCGGCCCCCGCUCCUGGGAGGAGCACAGCGGGGUCUGCGAAGCCGCCAGCAGCCGCGGCAGCACACAACGUCCGAGUGAGUCACCAGCCGGGGCUGGCCGGGGGCGGCUGGGAGGAGACGGACAGCGGGCACAGCUCCCAGGACUCCUCGCAGGAGAACGGCGAGCUGAGCCGCACCUCCGACUCCUACAGCAAGUCGGGCAGCGACAGCCACUCUGGGGCGAGCCGGGAGCUGGCGAACGUGGCCGAGAGGGUGGACGCUGACAGCCUGGGGGACUGCGUGCGGGAGGUGAGCCUGGUGACAGCGCUGACCCGGGGCGCCAGGGUCUUCCUGACCAGGGAGGAGGCACGGCACUUUGUCAAGGAGUGCGGGCUGCUGAACUGCGAGGUGGUGCUGGAGCUGCUCAGCCGGGCCUUGGAGGACCCCAGCGAGAGCGUCCGCAUGCGGUCCAUGUGCGCCAUCUCCUCCCUCAUGUGCUCCGACCUGCUCUCUCUGGAUCAGAUCUUCGCAGUGACUCGACAGCACCUGCAGCAGCUCAGCCAAGGCAGCCCCGGCCCUGUGGCCAACCGAGCGACGAAGAUCCUGCGGCAGUUCGAGGCUCUGUGCAGAGGCCAGCCUUCACCAAAGAGCUCACAGCUGGACACGGACCCCUCUGCCCUCGCCGCGGGCUCGGCCCGGUGCACCCAGGACUUGCUGACGGACAUCCCGCCCCUGGCAGGCGAGAGCAUCCUGGAGCCCGUGAGCGUGGCCCUGCUCCCCGUGGCCGCCCCGGCCCGCGUGGGAGAGCCGGGGGACGAAGCGGAGCCCUGCGGUCAGUCUGGUGUCGCAGUGCCAGCCUGUCCCCGCGAGCCCGAGGCAGCGAGCAGACUGGGAGGGAUCCCGAGGGACAUGGCGGGUGCCGCUGCGCCGUCCCGGAGCCUGUCCCUCUUUGCCGGCAUGGAGCUGGUGGCCCGUCCUGGCACGGUGCUCUCCCAGGACUCUCCCCCGGCAGAGCCGCGGACACUGUCCCAUCCUGGGGACGCUGGUGCUUCGAGUCGGUCAGACGUGGAGAGCAGCAGGGAACCGUCUGCCUUCUCCUUUCUCAACAUGUAGCUGCUGUCACGCUCCUGCUGCGGCUGCUGGACACAGGCUGCUGGGGGUCUCACCCCCCUCCUGCGUGGGGCCUCACCGGGUCUCCGUUAAGGGCAUGGCCCCGCCAGGCCGCACGGCCCCUCCAGGACCCCCCCAGGCCUUCCUCCACCCUGCCCUCGGGGGGGGGGCAGCCAGCUGCUGACUGACAGGCCUCGGCAGGGCGACGGUCCCCGCUCACCCCAGCUAUCCCCAUCGCCCAUCGCGCCCAGGGGGAAGAGUCCUCGACCAGCCCUGCACUAUCAGCCCCGCCGGGGCGAGGGAAGGGGGGCUACCACAGCCCCUUCCAGGCUGCAGCGAGGUCCAGGGCGUACGACGGCCUCGGGUACCACAGCUUUAAUAGGGUCAUAAUGUCACUGUCCCCCUUUCCUGUCCCAGCACGGCGCAGCACACGCUAACGGGGCACAGGCGCAGCCGGGGCCGGAGCUGUGAGUCGCCUCCAGGACCAUGCGCCCGGCUUCUCACGUUCUGGGUCUUGGCACCGCGGCUGAGCCGCUGCCUGGGCUUUUGCUAAACCGCCUUGGUUUCCUGGGAGCGGCGGUCGCCGGCUCCUCGCGUCUACUGCCUGGGCGGCUGCAGGCUGCGGCCCUGCCGGCACCCCCGCACCGGGCUUUGGGUCAGGUCGGGGAAAAGCCCCCGGCCGACGCGGCCUCGGACCGCUCCGGUGCCGCCCGGUCUCGCCGGGGCGCUGUGGGGGCAGGACCGGCACCGCCUCGCGCCCCGGCUCCCUUUCCUUCCUCGCCGCUGUGGGGCCGGGAGCGGUGUUCCUGGGAUGGGGAAGGGGCCGGGAGCGGCAUUCCCGGGAUGGGGAUGGUGCUCGCUGCGGGGAUUUUGUGAAUAAACCACGCCGCCGGGCGUACUGA